UCGGGAUACGAAGCCUAGGUAGAUAUCUCGAUAGUAUAGAUAGAAGCCUAUAUAGAUAUCUUUUCUCAGAAUUCGAGUUUCACUAGAUGAUUCAUCCUGGGAUAAUUGUCAAGAGUUGAACCAUUUACAAUAAUGGGAUCUUUUGUUAGCAAGGCCAAAUCAAAGAUGGAUUCAACCACAGCAGGCCCUGUCCCGUUGUCUUAUUACUCCAAUGCCCAGAGUACUAAGCCGCCGCUACUCGCAAACGAGAAUGCAUAUCUAGGAGAUAUUUCGACAUCCGAGAAUCUCGACCCCGCGAAACCUAUUUCGGCUGGGUUCUACCGUUUGGAGAAGGGAACGCCGCUUGUAUACGAGUAUACGUAUCACGAGAUGAAGAUAAUUGUCGAGGGUAGCUUUGAUAUAAGCGAUGAAGCAGGCAACAAAGUGCAUGCUGUGCCUGGGGAUGUUUUAUAUUUCCCCAAGGGCUCAAAGAUCACCUUUACUACGGAUGACUAUGGGCUUGGCUUCUACUGUGGGCAGAGAAAGAAGGAUGGCGCGUAAGGUGAUAUUGUGUGUAUAUUCAGGGGCACGUAAUUAUUCUAGUGUCGAAAAGGGGGUCACGCGGGUCAUAACUCGACUAGCCAUACAGUCAGGCCAGAGUAUAUAGUACUGAAAAGAUACCACAUUUUGCAUGUUAUAUAAGGGCAAAUAGGUGAAUUGAUCAUCUCGAAACUAUCGAUUACAGUAUUGCAGGGGUCUCUGGCUUGGUAAAUAGUCAUAAAGCGGACAGCCAAGGCUUAAAGAUACAUGCCACUAAUAGUAAAGUGGAGAAGGAACUCGAAAGAAAACCAGAUGAGAAGGUAGUGAAAUAGAGGAUGGAUUUCAGGCGGUAAGACGAAAGGAAUUCCU
This is a messenger RNA of Daldinia decipiens, 888 nucleotides long. RefSeq lists its product as uncharacterized. Bases 133 to 540 code for a protein of 135 amino acids. The record is from RefSeq and is a predicted model, not a curated record. Lineage: Eukaryota; Fungi; Ascomycota; Sordariomycetes; Xylariales; Hypoxylaceae. The transcript has 3 exons.